Messenger RNA from Papaver somniferum (opium poppy), 2247 nucleotides. RefSeq lists its product as uncharacterized. The record is from RefSeq and is a predicted model, not a curated record. The transcript is spliced from 7 exons. Bases 1 to 2247 code for a protein of 748 amino acids. Lineage: Eukaryota; Viridiplantae; Streptophyta; Magnoliopsida; Ranunculales; Papaveraceae.
AUGCAUAUUGUCAUUUCUGAAAAAGUAAGCAAUGGCUUAUCACCCAUUGAAAUUGAUAAAGUAGUUACAGAACCAGUAGUGCCAAAUGUUUUACAGGAAGUUAUGCUAAGUAAUGAUAACACUCUUAACCUUGUUGGUACUUCAAAUUCUUUCUCAAUUUUAGAUCCAAGUAUGGAUUAUACUCAUGAAGUUUUAUUUGACCAAAAUAAAGAAAAUUUUCAAAAUAUUUUAAGAGCUACUCAAAUGAAGACUAAGGAGACAGAAGCCUCAAAUUCAGGAUCAAGAGCUCAUUUUCAAAGAAGGGAUGUUCUCUCUCCAGCAGCUAUCAACCUCUUUCCUAAGAUUGCAUACUUAAAGAAGUCUGCUAGAAAUGUGCAAGUUACUGUUUUGAGCUCUUCUCCUCAGGCUAUUUCUCUGGAUGUUUCCUUCUCUUCUAUGAUAAACUUUGUUGUUACUUUCAUCUAUGGGGAUAACUGUUAUAUCACAAGGAACUUGUUAUGGAAUGCUAUUAUUGCUUAUGCCUUUUUAAUACAAGUCCAUGGGUUUUACUUGGAGAUUUCAACUCCUUGCUUUAUCCGUAUGACAAAAUGGGGGGGUGCUUCCGUUUUACCUCACAAUUAUCAAGAUUUGGCUAGGUGUGUUCAAUUGUCAAAGAUUAUGGACUUACAAUUCUCUGGUUGUUUCUUUACUUGGACCAAUCGUCGUCAAGAUGGUACUAUUGUUAGCUCCAAGAUAGAUAGGGUGAUGGUGAAUGUAGAGUGGAUACAACAAUUUCAAAUUUCGAAAGUUGAGUUUCUUCUACCUGGGAUAUCUGAUCAUUCUCCUUGCAUUGUUUCUGUUGCUGAGAGAAGAAAACAUGGCCCCCCUCCUUUCAGAUUUUACAAUUUUCUAUUUGAAGAAAAGGAUUUCAUGGAAGUGGUUAGAAGGGGUUGGAAUAUUAAUGUUAGAGGCAACCCUAUGAUAAGAUUGGUUCAUAAGCUAAAGAGUGUGAAGUAUGAAAUUUCUAGAUGGAAAAAGUUAAGAUUUAAGAAUAUGUCAGAACAGGAUGAUGUUGCUGAUUUGGUGAGACCUGUUACAAGAGAAGAAGUGGUUGCUGCUCUACACUCUAUUGGUUCAAGCAAGGCUCCAGGGCCUAAUGGUUUCUCUAGCCAUUUUUUCAAAUCUUGUCGGACUGAGAAGAAGAACCCCUCAUUUGUUAUUGAUUAUAGACCCAUUUCUUGUUGUAAUGUUACUUAUAAGUGCAUUACCAAGAUUUUAUCUGUCAGAAUGAAGAAGAUCUUGGGAGGCUUAAUUAGUCAAAAUCAAUCAGCAUUUAUUUCUGGGAGAUCAAUUCAGGAUAACAUCGUGGUAGCUCAUGAGUUGGUAAGGAAUUAUCAUAGAGCUAAAGGAACUCCAAGAGAGAGGACUGAGACAAGGUUGUCCAAUCUCUCCAUACUUAUUUGUGCUGGCUAUGGAAAUGCUGAGUGCUACCCUUCAAAAACAAGUUCAGAUUCAGAUAUUUGGUUUUCACCUAAGAUUAUAAAAGAUGCUCUAGAUGAAUUCAGUUCUUUCUCAGGUUUAGAAAUUAACAAGCAAAAGACUUCAUUAUUUUGUUCUGCUGUGGAUACUACUACUAAGGGUCAAAUUCUUCAAAUUUUAGACUGCACAGUAGGAGAUUUGCUUAGUCAGGAGCUGAAUUCUAAGUUCAAAAGAUUUCUAUGGGCUGGUCUUGACUUAAAGAAGAGUUAUAAUCCUAUCAAAUGGUGUUUUGCUUGUCACUCUUAUGAAGAAGGGGGUUUGGAAAUAAAGGAUUUAGAAAAUACUAAUGUAGCAGCAAAUUUAAGGCAUAUUUGGGAUUUAAUCUCUGGCAAAGAUACUAUAUGGAAUUCAUGGGUUAAAAGUAAUCUCAUUAAAGAUAAUGAUUUUUGGACAAUGAAGAUUCCUCAAGAGUGCUCUUGGUGUUGGAGAAGAAUUUUGGACCACAGGGAGCUUGCAAAGGAACAUAUAGGAGUCCUCUUGGGAAAUGGAGUAUCCACAAACUUCUUGUAUGAGAAAUGGCAUUCAAAAGGGAUCUUUACAAAUUGGGUAGAACCUCAUAUUUUAGCAAAAAUUGGUGCUGCAGAUAACUCUAAAGUGGCUGACUUUCUUUCUCCUGAGGGUUGGGUGUUUCCAGAUUUUAUGGAAGAUGAAGUCCAAGAUGUUGUCAAGGAAAUUUCUAAGACUGAGUUCAACAUUUCAGAGAGUGAUCAAAUCUUUUGGAACACAUGA